CGUGGUGGCCGGAGGCGGCGGCGGCGGCGGCGGUGGUGAAGGCGACGCGUCCCAGACGGACCAAGUCUCCUGCUGCCUGGAGCUGGCCUGGAAUGGGUAAUGGUGUGAAGGAAAGUGCGGUGCGUGUGCGUGAGGAUGCCGAGGCCGUCCUGCCCUCACCUGUUAAUUCCAAGAGCGACCACAGGCAAGUUCUCAGCUCCCUCCUGUCUGGGGCCCUGGCUGGUGCUCUGGCCAAAACGGCGGUAGCUCCCCUGGACCGAACCAAAAUCAUCUUCCAAGUGUCUUCAAAAAGAUUUUCUGCCAAGGAGGCCUUCCGGCUCCUCUACUUCACCUACCUCAACGAGGGCUUCCUCAGCCUGUGGCGCGGGAACUCGGCCACCAUGGUGCGCGUGGUGCCCUACGCCGCCAUCCAGUUCAGCGCCCACGAGGAGUACAAGCGCAUCCUGGGCCACUACUAUGGCUUCCGCGGAGAAGCCCUGCCCCCUUGGCCCCGCCUCCUGGCAGGCGCACUAGCUGGAACAACAGCUGCUUCGCUGACCUACCCCCUGGACCUGGUCAGAGCAAGGAUGGCCGUGACCCCGAAGGAAAUGUACAGCAACAUCUUUCACGUCUUCAUCCGCAUCUCCCGAGAAGAGGGCCUGAAGACCCUCUACCACGGGUUCACGCCCACCGUGCUGGGGGUCAUUCCCUACGCCGGCCUGAGUUUCUUCACCUAUGAGACACUCAAGAGCCUGCACAGAGGUGACAUGACUCCUCUGUCACCAGAGCCUCCUGCUUCAGAACAGCCUUCUCCCAAGAGGAUUAUUUGGAUCCUGGACUCCGUGGCCAUAGUAGGGCACCAGGAGUGGGUCUUCCUCUCUGUCGCCCACCUGUCUGGUUUGUAAUGUUUCCAGGAGGGUCACAUCUCCUCCACACAGCAGGGUUUGAGGAAUUGCCACGAGUUUGGGUCUGAGUCCUAGCCGGAGGGCAUCUGCUGGAAACUGGGCACCCAGGUCACCUUCUCUGGGCCUGGAAGCUCCCACCCCUAUCGCUAUCCCACAGGCCGCACCAGUAGAGGCCUGGCCUUAGGCCCUAGCCCUCUGCCCCUAGGCACAGCGGCUCCUGUGGGUAUGUGUGGCAUCUGGCAUGUCCCUGGCUCCCCACCUGAGCAGGCACUUGGCCAAGACACAGGGCAGUUUAAGACCCACAGGGUUGUCAGAUUUCCAUGAAGAGAGCGCAUGGAGGCAACUUGCAGCCUUGAUCUUCCCAAAAUGGGGGCCCCUGAGACCGUGUGUAGCCCAGGGGGGGAUUCUCGGAGAAAUUGGGGAACCCCAGGGCACCUCUAGGGAGCUGGUCUCAUGGAGAAGUCCCCUAGGGUCUGCUCGGUGUCACAUUUCAGAAUGACUUUGGGAGUUUCUUGAUUUCUUUUGGUUUUGUUCUUUAAUCUGGCUGACUCUGGGUCUAGUCACAGUAAACCCCGACCCGUGUGAUCUGGUUCCAGGCAGAGGUGACCAGAGGGUCGGUUUUCACAGAGAGCUCCUCAGCGCCGAUGUGUGAAAGGGUCUAAGAGGGCGCGUUUGCCCCAUGCACAUUUCCAGUCGUGACCUUCAUUUCUCCCCUUUGUUCUGUCCCGUUGGUGUCCUUGCCUGGGACCCCUGCAGGUAUGAAGACCCCUCUCUCUGUCCUUCCUUGCAUGUGUCUGCCGGCCAGCCUGACUCUCAUCCCCAGGGUCUCAAGGCUGUUUUGUUGGGUGGACUUCGCUCCUCCUGUCCUUGCCCUGCCCAGCGCCCAGUCUCAGCAGGAGAGGCAGGGACCCCUCACAGGGAGACGGGCUGGGGACCCAAGGGCCACCAGGCAAGAGAAAGCAGCAGGGACUGGGGGGUCCACCGCAGGCAGGUGAGACCAAACGAGUGGCUCUCUGAGCCUCAGGCCGGGUGGCAGAGGGGAGGGACCCCCAGGUCCCGCCAGCCCCACCGUGCCUCUCCAAGGUGGCUCCCAGUCGAGUGGGCCUCAGCCACACACACAGCUGGGCUGGUGCCCUCCGUGGCCACACCCCUCCCACCGGUGUCCAUCGUGAUCUGGAGUUACAUUUUGAUGCCAUGAAGACACUUUGUUUAUAUAUAAUGUUUAUAUAUUUUAAAAGAUUUGUGCCAAGAGAGUAUAUUUAAUAAAAAUUAAAAUGACUUUUU
Herpailurus yagouaroundi (jaguarundi) is the source of this 2168-nucleotide messenger RNA. It is a transcript of the gene SLC25A42, whose product is annotated as solute carrier family 25 member 42. Bases 93 to 884 code for a protein of 263 amino acids. The record is from RefSeq and is a predicted model, not a curated record. NCBI's taxonomy places the organism in Eukaryota, Metazoa, Chordata, Mammalia, Carnivora, Felidae. The transcript is spliced from 8 exons. Gene Ontology annotation, biological process: transmembrane transport.